Polyodon spathula (Mississippi paddlefish) is the source of this 1565-nucleotide messenger RNA. RefSeq names its product zinc finger CCCH domain-containing protein 3-like. Bases 607 to 1296 code for a protein of 229 amino acids. The transcript is spliced from 10 exons. The record is from RefSeq and is a predicted model, not a curated record. Lineage: Eukaryota; Metazoa; Chordata; Actinopteri; Acipenseriformes; Polyodontidae.
UUCUUUGUUGAUUUUUGCAACAUUGCAACACCGGACGAUAAACUAUAGCCCUCAGAGGGUAUUGCGAUUUUAUUAAUUGCCCCACCCGGUCCCCUCUAUUGAUUGGCUUCGUGUCGAAAGGAAGCGUGCUGUGGUCGAGCGCUUAAGUCUGGGGUUGAUGACGUUUAGUGUUGUGAAGUUGGCGAUGGAAGAAAAUGAAGCUCUGAAAAAACAGAUAAAACUGUUACAAACCUUCCUAUUGUUGUGAUGGGCUAUUUUGAUGCACAAAGUGUUAAAACCACGACAAGUUCACUGCAUUGCGUUGAAAACAUGGCACGGUGAUGUGACAUGACAGCGUUGAUUUCUGCAAUUGUCGCCCAUAGCAACACACGAAGCAAAGUCGUUUGCACGCAGACUUACAAAUAUCAUGGAUGAAGAGAGUAAUUUCAAUACAAUACAGUGGUACCAGUUUGAGAUGUUAUUGUUAGACUACAGUAGUCUAACCUCUUCAAGCAGCAAGAGUAAUGAUUCAGAUGAGGAUGGCCGCCAGUUCAUUUUAGCAACAGAUAUGAUCUAAUUAACAACCACAAGAGUGUUCAUGGCGUUACACCUUCAGCUUCUGGCUGCAUGGCUGUGGUUCGUGGUGAAAUCCUGGACAGGCUGCAGCCAGAAACCGUAGUGCUACGUUCUCGGCAACGUACACCCCACAGCUCGGUGGCAGACAGGAGGAGCAGCCCUGGCUCCCUGACUGUGAAGACACGGUUCUCUCUGCGGAGGCGAGGCCAGGUCCCAGGGAAGAGACUGCAGGCCAGGGGGCUGAUACCCAUCGGCAGGCACAAACUGCGCCGGCUUCCUAGUGCAGGCACCCAUGGCUCAGCCAGGCAAGGUCUUUCAAACCACACCCCACACAGAGUGAUCAGGACGCGGUACGAGAAAGUGAAGCACGAUGCAGCUGGGAGCUCCCCAGCACCGCACAGCACUGCGGCACACACCUGGAGGGGUCGCAGGAUCAGCACCACCAGGUCGUUGCUGCAGAGUCAGAUACGGCACUAUUCGCCAGGUUACAGACAGCGUCCCCCGCAGCGCUGGAUAGGGGGGGCCCUCUACAGAGUCUCUGCAAACAAGCUCUUCAAGACCUCCUCCACAUCUGGCUUCAACGCCAAGCUGAGUCCCAGGGCAGGAAAGUGUACUGCUGUGACUGACGGGCCAGGACAGUCCCUUCCCGGCAGCCUCGGCAGAGCCUUUACCACCAGACACAUUGCCAGUCACGCAAUGCAGCGCAGCGCAGCCUGUCGAUUAUCUGGCAAGCCAAACUGAAGAAGCAGCAGAAAAGGGAAUACUGCAUGUACUACAACCGCUUUGGGAAGUGUAACCGCGGGGAGAAGUGCCCCUUCAUCCAUGACUCAGAUAAGGUGGCUGUCUGCACCAGGUUUCUAAGAGGCACGUGCAAGCAAACAGACGGGUCAUGUCCAUUCUCACACAAAGUGUCCAAGGAAAAGAUGCCUGUGUGUUUGUACUUCUUGAAAGGGAUCUGCAACAACAAUACCUGCCCCUGCAGUCACGUCUGUCUCCUGGAAAGCAGAGGU